Physeter macrocephalus (sperm whale) is the source of this 1703-nucleotide messenger RNA. RefSeq names its product LEM domain-containing protein 2. Gene Ontology annotation, molecular function: chromatin DNA binding. The record is from RefSeq and is a predicted model, not a curated record. The annotation marks the transcript as partial. Gene Ontology annotation, biological process: negative regulation of BMP signaling pathway; nuclear envelope organization. Lineage: Eukaryota; Metazoa; Chordata; Mammalia; Artiodactyla; Physeteridae. The transcript is spliced from 3 exons.
GCUUGGCCUUUCUGUGGGGGCUCCUGAUCCUCCUGAAAUACCGGUGGCGGAAGUUGGAAGAGGAAGAGCAGGCCAUGUAUGAGAUGGUGAAGAAGAUUAUAGAUGUGGUCCAGGACCACUACGUGGACUGGGAGCAGGACAUGGAGCGCUACCCAUACGUGGGCAUCCUACACGUGCGUGACACCCUGAUCCCGCCCCAGAGCCGGAGACGCAUGAAGCGGGUCUGGGACCGGGCCGUGGAGUUCCUGGCCUCCAACGAAUCCCGGAUCCAGACAGAGUCCCACCGCGUGGCCGGAGAAGACAUGCUGGUGUGGAGAUGGACUAAGCCCUCUUCCUUCUCUGACUCAGAGCGAUAAACCCUGGGCGGGGGCCUGUUCCCAAUCAGCCUGUCCCCAGCCAGUCCCCUCCAGGGGCGUGAGAGGGCCACCAUCCUGCUGGUGCUGAGUUCACACUUGCCUUGACUUUCACCCUCCUCCUGACCCUGGUUCCAAAGGUAUCUCUGUGAGACUCUUCAGAGACGAGCUUUCAGAAGGAAAGCGUGGGCUUCCUCGAAAGGCCAGGGGAGAAGACCAGGUGGGCAGCUGCCCUCUGCGUUGGUCCGAUCCUCUCUUCCCCAUUUUGCUGGUAGAAAGGGGAGAAGGGUUUUUCAUGAAAGGAUAAAAGCUCAGCAGCCGUGAGCCCCUGCAGAGCAAGUGUGCAGCUGGCUGUGUGGAGCACGCGGCAGCGAGGUGGGCCCCGCGCCUGUGGGAGGUGGGUCGGGGUGGCGGCUGGGACCUCAGGGGUUGGGGAGCACCUUGGUCAUGUGCCUUUCGGGGGGUGUUACGUGGGAGCUCAAGGAUGAGGGGGGAAAGCCUGCCCUCUAGCUGGAUUGGGCCUCUUAUCCCGGAGGGGUAAGGUGCUAGAAAUUAGAACAAGUAUUGUAGGAGAACUGUCUAGACACGCGGCCCGGGCACGCGGGGCCUCAGGUCGGGAGGAAUGAGCAGCUAGGGUGGCCUCCCGGGAGGAACCUGGGGUCGGCGACGACGCGCCCCCGAGGUCGAGUCGCCGCCAGCCCCCAUCUGGGCGGCCCCGCCGGAGGCGGCCUCCCCGGUCCAGGCCUGCAGCCGCGGCGCAUCACCCGAUCGCGCUCCAGGACCUGGGGAUCCUCGCGCUUCCUGUGAGUGAAGAUCGCCUCGUUUACGGCGACCACGCCUCCCCACCCCGGGCACUUUGCCGGGAACGUCAGCCAGUGGUUUCAGUGCGCAGGGUGCGGCCGCACCUCCUCCCCCUGCUGGCCGCCGGGAGCGACCCAGCUGCGCGGACCUUCGCCCGCCCGCCAGCGCCUGCCCGCCAGGCGGAGCGACCUCCGGAAACCUCCGCGGGGGCCUUGUUAGUUAAGGGCCGGGAGCCUCUCCAUCAGAGCAGCAUCUCCACAAGUUCUCGUCCGCGGCGGGCGGGAGAGGGGGCGAACCGAGGAGACGGAACAGCUGCCUCCAAAAGGCAUUAAGCACCCCUCUCUGGUCUUAUUGGUAUUCUUUGUUUCCUUAAUAAAGCGCCAGUGUCUCAUUUGAGCAAUACUCUCUCUCAUUUCCUCUGAUGUCUGGGUGAUCGGCGGGGCUGGAAUCCGAGCUCCGGCGCCGUGGCAACGCAAUAGUCUCAUAAUCAGGCUCCAGCCAGAAGAAGAAACUGCGACAGGCUUCACUGUCAGGGCUGAAACUGUUGGA